AGCUGUCAUUGCGCCCUGGCCUCGGGGCCCCAGGCCUUCUCUUAGCCCCUGGGUGUGGCCCUCAGAGUGCAGUUAGGCUCCCGGACCUCCGUGCUCUGCUGAGGGUGGGGUCGCUUGUGCUCAGACCACAAAAGGAUGCCCUGGGAGGAGGAGCAGAGCCUGCCCAGUCUUGUCUGGGGCCUGGUCCCCACGAGCUGUUUCCUGGAGUCCCUUUCGUGCUCCCAGCCCUCUGUGUCCCGGGUCUGUACAACCGCCAGGAGGUGGCAGGCCAGCCUCCAGCCUUGGGGAGGGUGACUUGGCUGGGCGACCUUGUGGAAGUGAUGUCCCCUGAGCCUCAUCUCCUACGGUGGAGCAGUGGGCACCUGGGUGUGGCCAGCCCACCAAGAUAGGUGGACACCUGGUAAAUCCAUUCCUGAUAAACCAGAAGUUAGAGACGGGCUGAGUGCGCUUGCAGGAUGUGCUCUUGAAGCCGUGGGGCAGCGUGCAGUGAGGACCUUGUACGACCCAGCACUGGCACGCGUUCCUUCAGGAGGGUCUGUGGAGGCCUCCUUGGGGGGCACAGUCAGCUCUGGGGGCCUGAUGGCCAGAGCUGAGGAUAGUGGGGCCAAAGCACAGGAGGGAGCCCCCUCCCCGGGCAGCCUACUGGGGGGGAUGGUGGGUGGGCAGGGGCCUAGGGAGUUUCCAUCCUGUCCCCGCACUCUGGCCGGGUGGUCCUGAUGCCCGAGCCUGGGGCUGGCCUGAGCCUGGGGCUGAUGGCACUCCACCUCGCCCCCUCCCCCAGAGUCCCAGGUGCAGGGAAGGGUAUAGGAAUCCUGCACCAGUUCCCUCCUGGUUGGUUGGGCAUGGGACAAUGGGACGGGUGUUUAUGGCCACACAUCCCCCCCAGGCAGCCGGGGGUGGGGGGUGCCAGGUCUGGGAGGCAGGGGCAGGGUGCUGUGGGGGAGGAGGGACCCCUGGGUCCCUAGUGGCCACCUUAUCAGUGAUGCCAGGCGGGGCCAUCCCCAGGGCGGGGGCAGCAUCUCCCCGGGUCCUGUUAUCAGCCCCAGAGUCCACAGGACGCUCCUCGGGUUAACGUGUAACCACAUGCUGUCCCCUCCACCCCCAAAGCCACCCGUGCCCACGUACCCGCCACUCUGGGGGGGUCAUAGGCCGACAUGGACGCCUGGGAAGAGGGUCUGCCUGGAAAGCCUUACUUCUCAGCCCAACAGCUGCGUCUGUGCCGGUGGUUGAGCCCCUUCUUCCUCACCUGUGCCGUCUACUUCCUCUGGAUCCCGCAAGACCGGCCAUCCUGGGUCGGUGCCCUCUUCAAGUGCCUGCCGGUGGUGUGCCUGGUGGGGUCCCUGCAGGCCGUGCGCUGGGGCAGAGGCUACCGCGCGCUCCUGCAGGGGGCCCUUCUGUGCUCGGCUGUGGGGGACGCCUGCCUCAUCUGGCCUGACGCCUUCCUCUAUGGCGUGGCUGCCUUCACCGCGGCCCACCUGCUCUACCUCUGGGCCUUCGGCCUCGCUCCCCUGCGGCCAGGUCUCCUGCUGCCCAUCGCCCUGGUCUCUGGGCCGUAUUACGGCACCCUGCUGCUCCACCUCCCAGCUGGCAUGGUCCCGGCCCUGGUGACCUACUCCCUGGUCCUGGCCGCCAUGCUGUGGCGUGGCCUGGCCAGGGGCGGGAGCGUCCGCUGGGGGGCCCUGCUCUUCACGCUCUCGGACAUGCUGCUGGCCUGGGACACCUUCGUCCAGCCACUGCCCCACGCCCGCCUGCUGGUCAUGACCACCUACUAUGCGGCACAGCUGCUCAUCACCCUGUCAGCCUUCCCGAGCCCCAGGCUCAAGGCCAGCUGACGAGGCCGGCCCGACCGGUGGCACCCCCUACCCUCCGGCGAGGCCCUGGGCCUCCCAGACAGGUGCCGCCAAGUGGGACGGAAGGCCCAGGCUCCUGGACUCGUAUGCGGGUGCCCGUGCGGUUCGAGACACGUGAGACCGUCUGUGGAAAUCCACAUCCACCGCCAAGCCGCCACGGCCGCCUUCCCUCUGUUCUGGCUGCAGCCGCCCACCUGCCUCCCCUGUGCACCCGCCCCCUUCCCUGCGGCCCUAAGCUGUUUCGUGCCCAAGUAAAGUGGACACUGAAACAGUGACAUCGCCAUUAUUUGGGGAGGGGCCUUGGGAGAGGGGUGCUCGCCAGAUCAGCAGAUCGUUCUUUUUGCUUUUAUUUUUUAAUUUUAAUUUUUUAAAAAGAUUUUAUUU
Messenger RNA from Ailuropoda melanoleuca (giant panda), 2234 nucleotides. RefSeq names its product transmembrane protein 86B (gene TMEM86B). Gene Ontology annotation, molecular function: hydrolase activity. The record is from RefSeq and is a predicted model, not a curated record. The transcript has 3 exons. Bases 1155 to 1832 code for a protein of 225 amino acids. Gene Ontology annotation, cellular component: membrane. NCBI's taxonomy places the organism in Eukaryota, Metazoa, Chordata, Mammalia, Carnivora, Ursidae.